Messenger RNA from Closterium sp. Yama58-4, 5361 nucleotides. Lineage: Eukaryota; Viridiplantae; Streptophyta; Zygnematophyceae; Desmidiales; Closteriaceae. The record is from the annotation of a GenBank genome assembly.
AUGCAACUUCGGCCUGUUGGCUCCCUGGGAACACAUCUUUUUAAUCUACUGUUAUUCUCUUCGUGUAUGGCCGCGCGGCGGGACGCGAGGUGCGAGAGCGCGAUGCUGCGAGUGUUGGCGCUCGCACUGGCUACGGCCGCCAGCGUGACGGUUCCGUGCUCCGGCGCCGUCACGAAUGAAACGCAAGCUCUGAGGAGCAUGGCGGCACAGUGGCAGGCAGGUGCGGCGCUGGCGUCGUGGCAGGUGUACGAUGUGUGUGCUGUGGCAGGAGGUGCCACCGGUAUCACAUGCCAGGACGGAUCCGUCACCGCCCUGUCACUGAGCAGGACAACCCUGUCAGGGCCGCUGCCAGGGGAGAUAGGCGUCCUCACAGCACUCACUCUCCUGUCACUGAGCAGGACAAACCUAUCGGGCCCUCUGCCUGGGGAGAUAGGCGACCUCACAGCACUCACUCUCCUGGACCUGAGCUACAACAGCCUCAAUAACGCCAUUCCUUACAGCAUCGGCAACCUUGCCAGAUUGCAAUCGCUGGUGCUGAAGAGCAACGCCUUCAAUGGAUCCCUGCCCGACGCCCUCUCCGGCCUCUCCAGCCUUCUUCAAUUAGAUGUGCAGCGCAAUGUCUUCAGUGGCUCCUUGCCUUUCUCACUCUUCUCCCUCACCACCCUCAGCAGCCUCUACAUGGACGGCAAUCAGCUGUCCGGCACCUUGCCCUCCCAAGUGGGCGCGCUCACCAACCUCUUCACACUUCAGGUGAGCAACAACAAGUUGAAUGGCUCCCCCCCGGCUACACUCAGCCUGCUCUCCUCCCUUCAUGAGCUGCAGAUGAACAAGAAUAGCUUCUCAGGGCCCUUCCCCUCGGUCGUCACCGCCCUCACCAACCUCACCAUGAUCUAUGCCAGCAACAACUCGUUCGUGGGGCCUUUUCCUGCGUUUCUUGGGGACAUGACUCAUCUCGCGUUCCUGAAGAUCUAUUCCAACAAGCUCCGAGGCACGCUGCCUCAGAGCUACAGCCAGCUGCGCAACCUCACCCACCUCGACCUGAGGGACAUGCAGCUGUACGGCGCGCUGCCCACGUGGCUGGGGCUGCUCACGCGCAUGCAGUACCUGCAUUUCCGCAACAACGAUCUGUCUGGGGCGGUGCCGGAGUCCAUGGGGAACCUCACCAACCUCAUUGAGAUCUCGCUCAUUGGCAACCCCAAGCUCAACGGCACACUGCCUGCGUGCUGGGCCAACAUCAUCUCCCUGGGUACCAUUGCGGCAUCGCGCCUUCAAUUCGCCUGCCCGUCGCCCAACAUGUGCUGCCCCACGGGCAGCCCCAUCCAGGACCUGCCCUUCUGUGUCAACUUCUGCCCCCAGUACUGCUCCGCCUGUGCUCCAGGCAUGUCGCCGGCAGUGAUAGCAGGGAUUGCAGUGGGGUGCUCCGUGGCGCUGCUGGCAGUGCUGGCUCUCGCACUCUACAUCUGGUACUACAGAUUCGGCCCAGGCCGCAUACAGGCAUGGGAGCGGGAGUUGGACCGGGGCUUUCGCAAGUACACGUGGAGGGAGAUCAUGGAUGCCACGGACAGCUUCAGCGAGGCCAGGAAGCUGGGCAAGGGGGGCUUUGGCACCGUGUACCUGGGGCAGGGCGAUGCACCGCACCAGCUCAUCGCCGUGAAGCAUGCCGCCUUUGUGGAGCGCUCCUCCAAGAUAGCCACCAUGUUCGAGGAGGAGGUGAAGGCGGUGUCGCGGCUGCACCACAAGAACCUGGUGCGGCUGCUGGGCUACUGCAACGACCACAUGGAGCAGGUGCUCGUGUACGAGUACGUGCCCAACGGUCCCCUCUCCGACCACCUCUACGGCACCAUCAAAGGGCAGCUGCUGUCGUUUGAGCAGCGGGUGGAGGCGGCAAUAGGCCUGGCGGAGGGGCUGGUGUAUCUGCACAACCACACGGAGCGCCCCACCGUGCACCGUGACAUCAAGCCCUCCAACGUGCUGCUCACCCACGACUACCAGGUGAAGAUAGCGGACUUUGGGUUGUUGAGGGAGGUGGGCAAGGAGGAGAUGGGCACGUUCACCAAGGUGGCGGGCACGCGGGGCUACAUGGACCCCGACUACAUGACGCUUGAGAUGCUCACCACUCGCAGCGAUGUCUACAGUUUUGGAGUGCUACUGCUGGAGCUGGUGACGGGCAGGGAGGCGAUGGAGAGGGAUCCAGACGACAAGGACCGGCUGGUGUACAUAACCACGGUGGUGCUGCCCUUGGUGGCCUCGCGCCACAUCCACCUCAUCGUUGACACGCGCAUCGCCACGCCGCUCAACCUGCCCGCACUGCUCUCCAUGGCUCAGAUCGCAGCGCACUGCGUGCAGCAGCCCGCUACCAGGCGCCCCGAGAUGGUGGAGGUGGUGAAGGCACUGCAUACCGUCAAGAAGACCUACCUCGCCAGCCUCUCCGCUCAUGCUGCUCCUGCCACUGCUCCUCCAGGCGUGGAUGGAUUGCAGGCACAUGGGCGGGCGGGUGGUCACGAGGUGCUGUGUGCGUGCAAUGUGAACCCCGCCAACGAGGUGGACGUGGCCACGUGGCGCAUGGCACACGCCAGCUCUGCCCUCGCAGCCGCGGCAGCGGCACUGAUGGAGGCGCGGGCUACAGUGGAGAUGGAGGGGCUGCGCAGUGACAGCGAGCGCACGGCAGAGGCGGUGCAGAGCAAGGCGCCCGUGGGGGAGCUGCCGGCAGUGCCACUGCUGGAGCAGCACCGCAAGGGGGGCCGGUCGCAGGAGGGCUCCAGUGAAGGCCGCCGCAUGGGUGACUCGGGCAGCUAUCUGCGUUCCAACUGCCUCUACGACCCACUACCAGCUGUCCUCUGGCACCCCUCCCUGCUCACCGAUGUUGACAUCUCAAACAACUUUUUCAGCAGCGUUGUGCCGCUGCCUCCACCUAAACGCCAGGCUGACUUCAGUGGUGCAGUUGAACCACGUGGGGGCCUCCCUCCUCGCCUCUCUUCCAGCCAAGGUGUCAGCACGAGCCAAUCAUUGCAUUGCUUCAGAUCGUCGCCACUCCCCUCCUUUUCCUCAUCAUGUGCAGCACAAGUCACUGCUGCCGUUCUCGCCGUUCUCCUCUGCUCCCUCGCCCCUCUCCUACUACGCCCCCUCAUGCCCUCCUCCGCCUCUUCCCCCGUGGCCCCAUCAUCCACGCAACCCACGCAUACACCCGUGCCGCUCGCCACCGCCCCUCCUGUAUGCAAGCCCCUGAAAAGCCCCUCUUCAUUCUCCCUGACUUUGACUACCCCAGAUUGCAUUUUCAGGGGCGCGGUCUUUAUGGCUCCACCGACCGCCCUGAAUCCGCCUUCUGCGGUGACGCGAGUUCCACUUGGUCCCGCCUACUGCCACCCCACUGCCGCUGUGUACUCCCGCAGCCUCCCCGCUGUUGACUCCGCUCGCACCCUGUCAUCACCACACUCAAGCUCGUGCUUUUCCGCCCUGCCGCCCGACUUGCUGUCGACCCUCAUUCCAGCGGCUUCUGCAGCCGGCAUCGGAAAGGGCAUCGCCUGUCCGCCACCUGCCUACGGCUGCUCUCGGCAACAUCGGGGACUCCACCCGCCCCGCUUGUGCGAACCCCUCUUCGCGCUGCAUGCGAGGCACUUACCCGAGCGGCCGCGUGCCAGAAGGGCUAUUGCCGACCGCCUCCGAAGCGAUUGCUUCGAGCUUUCUCCGUGCGCGCGCACCCGCCGUUACCCUUGGCGAUUCGGCAGCGAGCGCAGCCGUGUUGCUGUCCCAGCAGCGCAGUUCUCCGCAAUGACGGCGGGGACAGGCGGAGCGGGGGGAUCAGAGGUGGUGGAGAGCGGGGGAAGCGGGGACAGCAGAGAGUGGGAGAUGGGAGAGGGGAGAGUGCGAGGAGGACGCGUGAACAUCGUUCCGCGGCAAGAAGCGGUGGUGGAGAAGCGGGCGGGCACGGCUGCAGGGGGAGUGCGCGUGGGAGAGGUGGUGCGGGGGGGCGGCGUGGAGGAGGCAGGGCAGGCAGCGGCGUCACACAUGACCGUGCCCCCCACCCUAGGGGCAGCAGGCCCCUGGGCAGAGGCGCCCUCCAGUGUGGCCAGUCACAGGAGCGCCCAUGCGGAUGCGUGUGCGUCAAUGGAGGGCCACCUGUGCAAGGAGCCGUCGCUGCUCGUCUUCUCAGGAGGCACGGCGUUCAACGCGGUGGCGGAGGAGCUGCACGAGUGGACCACCGCUGUGGCGCACGUGCUGCCCGUCUCCGAUGAUGGCGGCAGCACCGCAGAGAUCGUGCGCGUCAUAGGUGGGCCUGCCAUCGGUGACAUCCGCUCGCGCUGCCUGCGCCUGUCUGACGGGUCGAGCCACGAGGCCAGAGCGGUGCGGCGACUGCUGGGUCACCGCCUGCCACUGCACCCCGCGCAAGCCAAGGCAGAAUGGGUGAGCAUAGUGGAGGGCGAGCAUGAGCUGUGGGGGGGCGUGUCGGAUCCAUACAAGGAAAUCAUCCGCGCCUUCCUCGUGCACUUCCACUACCAGAUUCUCCGCAAUGCAGGCCAUCGCUUCUGCUUCCAGCAUGGAAGUGUGGGCAACUUCUUCUUCUCAGGCGCGCGCUCCUUCUUCCGCUCGCUGGACGCCGCCAUCUUCCUCUUCUCCCGCGUCUCCAACAUCCCACAGCGCAGCCUCGUGCUGCCCUGUGUCUGCACCAACGACCGCUUCACUCUCGGCGCCGAGCUCUACGACGGCAGCAUCAUCCGCGGGCAGAACGACAUCUCACACCCCGCUGUCGUGGACAGCCCACGCCACCUGCCGCUCUCCGUUGACAAGUCUUCUGAUGCAUCGCCUCCUCUGCCCGCGCCCAUCCGCCGUGUGUUCUACAUGUCCAGUGAAGGCACCAACCUGCUGCAUGAGGUGUUCCCACGGGUGAAUCCGCGAGUGCUGGAGCAGAUCACAUCAGUGGAUGCCAUCAUCUACGGCAUUGGCUCUCUCUUCACCUCCAUCUGCCCCUCCCUGAUCUUGCGAGGGGUGGGAGAAGCAAUUGCCGCACGAGAAUGUCCCAAGGUGCUAGUGCUGAACGGGUCAGUGGACCGUGAGACAGCGGGCAUGGCGGCGUCAGACUUCGUGCUGGCCAUCUGCAACUGCCUCAACCGCACCUUCGGAGACGACUCCCGCCACCGCCUCACCCACUCGUCGAUGCACUAUGUGACGCACCUCAUCGCACCAGAGGGAGGAGCCAUUCCCCUUGACCAUGAACGCCUCACAUACUUGGGAGUCACCUCUGUGACUAUGGUUCCCUCGCUUCCAUGUGAAAGCAGUACUGGAGUGCACUAUGAUGUGCAUGCACUUGUCACAACAUUGAAGGACCUCCUUACUAAACAGAUGGCCAGCCAAGUAACCACCUGA